AUGUUCGUGAGAGGUGGCUCGCGCCUACCCGAACUGGCGGCGCUGAUCUCUGCUUUGAUUGCGCCUGCACUGGGCCAGGUCUCUGCGGUGGAAUGCUCUGUUGGCGCCUAUGACUGGGCCACGAACUCAUUGGGGCAAGACGCCUGCCUCCAGGCUGCGUACGUGGUAUCGGCGUGCAACAACGGCUUCGCCAACGUCACGGCGCUUAUCGAUCCCGAGGGCGGUACAGUAUACACAGGCCCCAGCGGGAUAGACGUCGGCGACAUCUGCAAGUGCAAUAGCGUCGGAUACUCGAUUAUCAGUGCUUGCGCAGGAUGCCAGGGUGGUUCGUGGCUUCCCUAUUCCGCUUUCGUCUUCAACUGCACUACCACCAGUCCUCUGACAGAGUGGCCUACCGACGUGAAGAUCCCCCCUGAUACUGCUUUCCCAGACUGGGCCUUCCAGAACCUUACGGCUGGUACCUGGAGCAAUGCUUCUGCGGCUGCCUAUAAGCAGAAGGACUCCAAAGAGCAAACAUCGUCCACCUACCCGCCCCAGUCAGACUCCGGCUCGAGCAGCGGUGGGUCAAACGCUGGCGCCAUUGCGGGUGGCGUCGUAGGCGGCGUUGUUGGCCUUGCUCUCAUCGCCGGACUUGCGUACUGGUUCUGGCGGCGGCGUCGUGCAACGAAGCCGGAGAGCCUUGCCCCAAGUGCCGUCUACCUGGCGUCGACGCCUCAACCGCAGGAGACGAGCUUCCGCUCCAGCAUCCCGAUGUCGCAGCGCAAGUUUUAUGAUCCUUCCGACCCGACGACCUACCCUGAUGCCACUUUCACGAGUUACCAGGACUCGGAGCCCGCCACCCCUGGCACUAUGUCUCCGCACCAUCGGGCGAUGACCUCUGUUGGCAGCCGCAGCGACUUCGCCACAGAGGCUUCCAACUACCGCGGUCUACCCGAAGUCUGA
This is a messenger RNA of Peniophora sp. CBMAI 1063, 942 nucleotides long. NCBI's taxonomy places the organism in Eukaryota, Fungi, Basidiomycota, Agaricomycetes, Russulales, Peniophoraceae. The record is from the annotation of a GenBank genome assembly.